Molecule: messenger RNA, 1107 nt
Organism: Akanthomyces muscarius
Lineage: Eukaryota; Fungi; Ascomycota; Sordariomycetes; Hypocreales; Cordycipitaceae
Exons: 3
Coding region: 1-1107 (368 amino acids)
Biological process (GO): DNA recombination; double-strand break repair
Cellular component (GO): nucleus
Molecular function (GO): DNA binding
Source: RefSeq, a predicted model, not a curated record
AUGGCGACGUCCAGGGUGCUCAAGGUCCCACAGAGCGACAACGACAAAGAGUUCGUACUGCUACAGGUAUCGUCGUCGGGCAAAAAGCCGUUGGACCUAAAGUUGAUUGGAACUGAAGGAGAAGCGCCGUAUGUGGCCAAGAUCAAGCAUGACCGCAUUUCCGCACUCAAAGUGAAAAAUAGCCCAUUGACAGACGCCGAGUGGGAAUCUACUCUUGACUUCUUCUUCGACCAGAAGCCAUUGAAUGAUAUCCACGCCACCGCUACCGUCCAAAGCGAAGUCUCAAUCUCAAUCACAAUCAGGAAGGAAGUACAGGGCAUCACACAACGACUGGGUGAUAUUACUCUGUCUCAUGACGCAAACGAAGCAAUUGAACUGCUUGAAUGGUGUGCAGCUUCCGCAGACGCCGUUGUCGCAAGCAACGAGGCGACAGCACAGGCACAAUCAAAAGGCACUGAACUAGAGGCCUCGAUUCGCCAACUGAAAGACCAACUAGAAGAGCUGUUGAAAGCCAAAGACGAAGACGAGACUGUCCUUUUGCAAAAGUUUCGAGACUUGCUCAACGAGAAAAAGGUCAAGAUCCGUGAGCAGCAAAAAGUCUUGACGUCGGGCUCGUUUUCCAUGACGAAGCAAGAAGAGCCCGCCGAGCCCGCCGAGCCCGCCGAGCCCGCCGAGCCAUCCCCGGAGCCAGAGCCAAGAGCCCCCAAGGGCAAAGGCCGGGGUAGAAAACCCGCACCAUCUCGGGCCGCUAAGAGGAAAGCGGCGGCGCCCGCCAAGGAAGAAUCGGACGAGGAGGACGCGCUUGAGGCAGACGUGGCCGAUGACCCGCGCAUCAAGGCGGAGCCCGAAGACACUGAUGACGGCCACACGACAGAGGCAACAGCUUCAGUGGAUGGCGACGAUGAUUCGGACGAAGAAAUGGCAGAUGAUGCCGGAAAUGAGGAGGCGGCCGCGGCGCCAUCACCCCGUGAACCGAGUCCUCCCCAAAAGGCUGCCACACCACCGCCCAAGAGAGCUCUUCCGUUUGUGAAUAGAAGACCAAAGGAGGCUCCAAAGACGGUGUUGCCUGCAGCUGGUGAAGAAACAGACUCAGAUGAUGAGCUAUAA